Papaver somniferum (opium poppy) is the source of this 1845-nucleotide messenger RNA. RefSeq names its product serine/threonine-protein kinase AFC3-like. Gene Ontology annotation, cellular component: nucleus. NCBI's taxonomy places the organism in Eukaryota, Viridiplantae, Streptophyta, Magnoliopsida, Ranunculales, Papaveraceae. The record is from RefSeq and is a predicted model, not a curated record. The transcript has 10 exons. Gene Ontology annotation, molecular function: protein kinase activity; ATP binding. Bases 623 to 1561 code for a protein of 312 amino acids. Gene Ontology annotation, biological process: protein phosphorylation.
CCAAACUCUCGUAUAAACUCAACGACCCCCAUUUUCUGUUCUUCACCAUUCAUAAUUUUCUUCCCGUUAAUUCAGAAAAUCUGAUUCGAAACGACUAAAUCUGAUGUUCAGUUUCUUGUUGUAGGGAUUUCUGUUCUUGUUAUUGUUGCAGACAGAUACAGCAAGAGAGAAAAGGAAUUGGAAAUCUUUUUUUGGAGUGAUGGAAAAUCAGAGAACCAGAAAACGUCCACGUCUAUCAUGGGAUGUAGCUCCAACUGAACCAGAGGUCCGUUCGUAAGAAUAUCUCUAAUCAAAGGGGUUUAUUAGGGUUUCGACAUUGGAGUAUUGGGGGGAUGUAAAAGUUUGGGUCUUUUUCAGAAAUUAGGGUUUUGUGAUUGAUGGAAUUUGACUUCUUCUUUUUUAAGUAUGGAUUGCUUGCUGGAUGGAUCUUUGUAGGCUUUUAGGUUGCCGAGGGUAUCUAAUGAGGUUUCCUAUCGACAUGCAUCACCGCCUAGGAGAGAUGAUGAUCGUGAAGGGCAUUAUGUGUUCAAUUAUGGCGAUAAUUUGACUCAAAGAUCAAGCUGCUAGUACUGUAGGCACAUUCGGCCGUGUUUUGGAAUGUUGGGACCGCGAGGAAAAAAGAAUGGUGGCCAUUAAGGUAGUCCGCAGCAUACGCAAAUAUCGAGAUGCAGCAAUGAUUGAAAUCGAUGUGCUUCAGCUUCUUGCCAAACAUGAACUUGGACGCUCCCGCUGCGUGCAAAUCCGUAAUUGGUUUGACUACCGGAAUCACAUUUGCAUUGUGUUUGAGAAGCUUGGACCAAGUUUAUUUGAUUUUCUAAGGAGAAAUAAAUACUGCUCACUUCCUGUGGAUCUUGUCCGAGAGUUCGGGCGUCAGCUUUUGGAAUCUGUAGCAUAUAUGCAUGAUUUGCACAUGAUCCACACUGACUUGAAGCCAGAAAACAUCCUGCUCGUGUCUUCUGAGAGUGUAAAACUCCCAAGCUCCAAGAGGAAUUCUCGUGGGGAGAUUCAGUUCAGGUGCUUGCCGAAGUCAAGUUCUAUAAAGCUGAUUGAUUUUGGUAGUACUGUCUUUGAUAAUAAAGAGCAUACCUCGAUUGUCUCAACAAGGCAUUACCGGGCACCUGAGGUCAUUUUAGGUUUAGGAUGGUCUUUUCCUUGUGAUCUGUGGAGUAUUGGUUGCAUACUUGUCGAGCUGUGUUCGGGAAAUGCAUUGUUUCAGACACAUGAAAAUUUGGAACACUUGGCAAUGAUGGAGAAGGUAUUGGGACCUCUGCCGGAGCAUAUGACUAGAAAGGCUGAUCGUGGUGCGGAAAAAUACUUCAGGACUUCCAGGAGAGGAACUCGAUUGAACUGGCCUGAAGGAGCGGUUUCAAGAGAAAGUAUCAGGGCAGUCAAAAAACUUGACCGGCUGAAGGAUAUAGUUUCUCAGUAUGUAGACUCUUCGUGGAAGUCUUUGUUUACAGACUUAUUGCACCGUCUGUUGGAGUUCAACCCAGCUGAAAGGCUCACUGCCCGUCAAGCCCUUGACCACCUCUUCUUCAGAGAUCAUAUUAUAAAUAGAUGAGAAGCAGAAGUAUUAAAAAGAUCUUCUUCUAGAGCAGAAGUCAGCCCCUUUCUCUUGCUCUCUCUCUAGAGUUGGAGGAACUGCUGCAUCAUUUAUGAUCCGCUUUGUAUGGUUAUAAACUGUUGUAAAUUGUUGCACUGAAAGCAGAUAGAUGCUUUCUGUGGCAGGGGUAAGCAUUAAUCUAUCUAUUUUCAGACUAAUACCAACAAGGAUUUCUACAUUUUCCUUGAUUUAUUGGUGUUCUUAAUGAAACAAAAGAGUAUCUCACCUGCAAGUUUUUUCUC